Exophiala bonariae is the source of this 1128-nucleotide messenger RNA. RefSeq lists its product as uncharacterized. Gene Ontology annotation, biological process: cytoplasmic translation. Gene Ontology annotation, cellular component: cytosol. The transcript has 2 exons. Lineage: Eukaryota; Fungi; Ascomycota; Eurotiomycetes; Chaetothyriales; Herpotrichiellaceae. Bases 1 to 1128 code for a protein of 375 amino acids. Gene Ontology annotation, molecular function: metal ion binding; mRNA binding. The record is from RefSeq and is a predicted model, not a curated record.
AUGCCUCCCAAAGUCAAAGGCGGCAAUGAGCCCGCCAAGAAAAAGGCCUCGGUCGAGGACAAAACCUUUGGUAUGAAAAAUAAAAAAGGCGGUACCGCCAAACGACAAAUUGCACAACUUGCCGCUCAAGCCAAAUCCAACAAGUCCCCUGAGGAAAAACGAAAAGAGGCCGAGAGAGAGCAGAAAGCCAAGGAGAAAGCCGCUGCUGAACAGGCAAAGGCUGAGGCUGCCGAGUUAUUCAAACCUGUCCAGGUGCAGAAAGUGCCCUUUGGUGUAGAUCCAAAGACGGUCCUCUGCCAGUUCUUCAAACAAGGUCAUUGCGAAAAGGGCCGGAAAUGUAAAUUCAGUCAUGACCUCGAUGUGGGUAGAAAGGGCGCCAAAAGGGAUUUGUACCAAGACACGAGGGAGCAAGAGCGGGAGGAAAAGGAAAAAGACAACAUGGAAGACUGGGACGAAGAGAAACUUCGUAACGUCGUGCUCAACAAACAUGGCAAUCCUCGCACAACCACCGACAAAGUUUGCAAAUAUUUCAUAUCGGCCGUUGAGGAUGGUAAAUAUGGUUGGUUCUGGACGUGUCCCAAUGGAGGUGACAAGUGCAUGUAUCGUCACAGUCUCCCAGCUGGAUUCGUGCUAAAAACCAAGGAACAACGGCGUGCAGAGAAGGCUCUGAUGGACAAAUCCCCUCUCAACACACUAACACUGGAAGAUUUCUUGGAAUCCGAACGCCACAAGUUGAGUGGCACUUUAACGCCCGUGACUCCAGAGUCCUUUGCCAAAUGGAAGAAGGAACGUCUGGACAAGAAGGCAGCCGAAGCACAAGCCAUCAAGGCCAAGGAAGCCACUGGAAGAGCCAUGUUCGAAAGUGGAGACUGGAAGGAUUCAGGAGACGAAGACAGCGACGACGAUGAUGACGAUGACAACGUUGAAGAAGAAGCUCAAGGAGCAUGGAACCUGGAGGCCAUGCGGAGGGAAACCGAACGACUACGACAGUUGAAGGAAGAAGAACGAUUAGCCAAGUCUAAUGGGGAACCGGUACCAGAUGGCAACGACAAUGAGCAAGAUAGCAGAUCUACAUCGGAACUCGAUGACACUGGUGAAGCAGGGAGUAGCUCACGGCAGGAGCCAUGA